GUUGGGUCGUUAAAUAUAUCGUGCUUAAGUCUGAGAAAGAAAAGAAAGGAAAAAAAAAGAAGAAGAAGAAGAAGAAGAAAAAGAAAGAAAAACAAAUCUUAGAAGAAACGUAUCGCGAGUGUGCCCAGAAUCAUCAUCGUUCGUCGUUUGUUCGAACGACAAUGUCGUUUUGAAAAUUUCGUCAUCGAUCCUCUUCUGUAUCACGUUUCAACAACGACGUGUAAAAUUUUCGAUCAAAUUUCGUAUCUUUAUUUUUCUCUCUGUCUCUCUCUCUCUCUCUCUCUCUCUCAUAGUUUCUUUCUAUCUAUGGCCAUGAAGAAUACGACACAAAGGAUAAAAAAUGACGGUCUUAUGAAAGUGACCACAAGUUCUGCGCGUGUGCGUGUGCGUGGCUUGUCGUGCAUAUGGCGUGUUUCUUCGAUACGAUGUAUCUGUGAUAACGCUCGUCGAUUUUCAAGGAAUCACUCGAAACGUUUGAAAUCUAUGAUGAAUCGGUGUUUCCCCUCGUUCGAGCUCACCUGAAGAAGAGAAUUUUCCAAUACCUUGCGAACUUCGAUUCGAGAAAGAACUAAAGCUACGACGAUAUCAAUAUUUUUUUGAUAUUCCGACAUAUAUAUCGAUAGGAGGAAGUUCAUCGAAUCGGCUCAUCGACCGACGAUUUGGAAGUUUCUACUCUGAGGAACGACAAUUUUUUCAUCACACGAGAGACAGAAAGAGAGAGAGAGAGAGAGAAAGAGAGAGAGAAAGAUUUACAAAAUAGAAAAUGAAUUUUGAAAACGAACACCUGUUGAUAACGAGAACGAAGAGAAUCGAUAAUAAUAGGAUCGAGGAAGAUCUUCAAAUCAUAGCACUUCGUAGAAAAUUAAAAUAUUUGACAAACUGGACACAGCGUUUCGUUGAUAGGCUUCCUGUUCGAAUGACCUUGAGCAAUUUGGGGAUACUGGCAGUUUUUCUUGCCAUUGUUUUACCGAAAUCGUUAACUUAUAUACUUUUGUAUCCAAUUUUCAGAUUAGUCUUUGGUACUUUAUAUCCGGCUUAUGCCUCCUACAAAGCUGUACGAACGCAAAAUGUCAAGGAAUAUGUCAAAUGGAUGAUGUACUGGAUCGUAUUCGCUCUUUUCACUUGCGCUGAGACAUUCACGGACGUCUUCUUCAGCUUUUGGUUCCCGUUUUAUUAUGAGAUCAAGAUUAUUUUGGUGCUCUGGCUAUUGAGUCCUGCAACUAAGGGCUCGAGUAUAUUAUAUCGACGUUUCGUUCAUCCUGCAUUGACCCGUCGCGAAGCUGAAAUCGACGAAGCUCUUGCACGUGCUACAGAACAGGGAUACAAAGCUGUCCUGCAUCUUGGCACCAGAGGUGUAAACUAUGCAACUACUGUGCUUAUGCAAACCGCUAUCAAGGGGGGCGGUGGAUUGGUUCAACAAUUGAGGAAGAGCUAUAGUUUAAGCGAUUUGACUGGUGGAAAGGAUGUCGAAAAUAGAAGCUUGCCUGAAUCGCGAGACGAGACUGACAUGGAAGUAGAACCUCGUCUAAGAGAGCAUGUAGGAAGAAGAGGAUACAGUCCACGAAGGACACAAUCCAGCACCAAUAGAGUAGAAAUGUAUUUUUCUGAAGUAGACGUCGAUAUGAUUCAACCAAGGCCUAGAGAACCAAUAACUAGUUUAACUAAUAUCAGAUCCUCCGACGAUAUAUCCAGCGGAUACAGUAGUGGUGAAGCCUUGCAAUCACAUCGAGCAACAUCCCAAGGUGACACUUUAGUUAGAACAUCGAGUGUAGGAGCCAGGACACGCGUGAAGCCUCGCUCGACAACAAAAAAAACACCUGAGGACACUGGAGAGGAAUCCGAGUACGACGACCUUCUUCCAUCGCCAUUAACCUUCCUAACUCCUGAUCAAGUUCAUCAACUUUUAUUAUUCCUGACUCCGAAAGAUGAUCUUCAGAAGAUGAAUAACGAGUUUUGCCACUCUACCACGCAGCAAGAAGACCAACAAGAAGAAAGUAGCAUGAAAUUUACCAGCUGCUGACCGCAUAAAGGAAUAGAUGAUUGAAAAAAAGAAAAAGAAGAAGAAGAAGAUCAGAAAAAAAGAAAGCAUGAAAACAACAAAAAGAUAAAAAAAGAAAAAAAUAAAAAAGAAAAAGGAAAAAUCUCUUACAAAAAAUUGUAAUCCAUUUUAAACGUAUUCGAAUAUAUUCACUUUGCAUGACGUACGUGCAUGCAUGCAUGCAACGAAUGCAAUGGUCAGCAGCAAAAUAUUGAUAAAGCGAGUUAGACACCUUGUAUAACUUGUCAAUGAUGGUGUCUUUAGUAUAAUUAGUGCUACUUCGAAUGCCAUAUUUCUUUUCUUCCUUUUUUCUCCUUUUUUUUUCCUUUUCUAUCUUUUUUAUUUUAUGAGCACUGAACCGUUACUCACGUUUUUUUUUUUUUUUUGAAAGAACGUUAUUGGAUAAGCAUGACUACUUUCUUGCUUAAAUAAUGAAUGGAAGAAAAAUAUUAGUAGCAAAGGAAUGGCUUAAUGAUGACGGAUCAUGAUGACAUCGUUGCUCACGGUCAUCCAAAAAAAAAAUUAAUAAUAAUAAUAAUAAUAAUAAUAACUCUUGGUAUACUUUAAAGAAAUUUCAUUCUAUGCGAAUUGUAGGCAUAUAAAUCGUUGUUGACAAUUUGCUUACAAUUCAAUAUGCAAUGAUGAUACUUUUAAUGAACUGUGCUUUUGACGAACGUAAUACACUUCUCUUGUCGUUGUACUUAACAAAAAAAAAAGAGAGAGAAAGAGAGAGAGAAAAGAAAAAGACACGUAAAACUCAAAAGGAAAUAAAAAGAAAAAAAAUGAAAAAAAAUGAUUGAGAAGGAUAAAAGAAAAAAAUAGAAAAAAAAGGACAAAAAGAAGAGAAAGACUAAGACAACGUUCGUCGUGUUCCUAGCAUACCUCUCUAUUAUUAAUAAUUAGCAACUCUCUAAGCUACAGUACUUGCUCUGUUUGACGGCAUACAUAUGUAAUAAUAUUACAGCUUUAAGAAUAUUUAAGUUUGUUUAAUAUCAUGAUCGAAUAAUCGUAAAAGAAAAUAGUGGACGAAUUAUAUACGAUUUUGAAAUAUCAUCAAAAAAAACAUAGACAGACUGACAUAAUCUCGUAGCCGAUGUUAGUUAAAUGAUUCUAGUCAAAAGGAGAUAAUUGAUAUUCAGAUAUGAACGAGAGAGAGAGAGAGAGAGAGAGAGAGAGAGAGAGAGAGAGACACAUAUAUACAUUGAAAUCGUGCCACUUUGAUUACUUUGAUAAUUAAUUAUUUUAGUAACGAGACAUUAUUCGUAUUAUUAUUAAGCAUCGUGUUUGUAACUCGGUAAACAACGUCGACGAAAUACGCACAAGUGCUAUAAGAACUAGUUCGAACAAUAAAGAAAAAAUAAGAAAGAAAAAGAAAACGAGAAAGGAAAAAAAAAGUUAAGAAAGAAAGAAAGAAAGAAAGAAAUCGAAAAAAGAGAAGAAUAUAAAAAUUAAUCCUCUAUAAAGCCAUAUAAAUUACUAUUACACAAUCAUUUCUGUCUGUAUUUUUGAAAAAUUUCAUUGAUAUUUUUGCAAGAAACUUGGUUGUUACUUGAUAUUAAAAAUUUUUCAUUGUUCUUAUUAAAUAUAAGUUAUGGUGCUUAGUAUAGUAUAAUUAUAUUAGUAUAUUACUAGUACUACUUAAAGUAAUAUACUUAUACAAUUAGAUUACUACUUAUAUAUGCUAAUUAUAUGUAUUACUUAUACCAGUAUAUUGUUAAUUACAUUGGUAUAAGUAAUACUAACUAGUAUACUAAUAAAAGUAAUAAUAUAUAAUAAGUAUAUAUACUGGUAGUAAUACUAGUUUAAAAACAAAAUAUAUUAACACUUGUACUUAGUAUAUUUAUACUAUACUACUAUACUGAUAUAAUAAAAAACAUUAUAAUAUAUAUAAUAUAUUACAAUAUGAAUGAAGUAUAGAAUCCUGUAAUUUAUUUUAAAAAUUAAGUUUCCUUUCGUUUUACAAACAUAAGUAUAGUACUAGAAGAUAGCCCAUCGUGAUUUACUUAUAAUAGUAUAAGUACUAUACUAGUAUCUUUAAACUAAUAAUUAAUAUUUAUAUUAGUACUUUGCUAAAAAAUCAUAUUAUGUAAUUAUCAUAUAUUUAUAUAACUUUUGUCUAAAUUUAAAAAUAAAUUGAUUUAUGGAGGAUUAAUUAACGUUAACGAAUUCAUAAAUGUAGUUUAUUCGCAUAUACUUGCUACGUUUGUGUGAUAAUAAAAUCAUGUCGCGUAACCGUACGAGAAUAUUAUAUAAUAUUUUCCUUUUCUUUUGCCGCGAAAUUUAAAUAUCUAGAUGUUAAUCAAUCGGAUUUGUUAUUCUAACUAUAUAUAUACAUAUAUAUAUAUAUAUAUGUAUAAUAUUAUUAAAAUAAUAUUAUCAUUAUUAUUUUAGAAUAUUAUUUGUAAUCGUCAGAAUAAAAAAAGAAUAUAUAUGUAUAUAUAUGUAUAUAUAUAUUAUAUAACUCUAUAUAUAUAUACAUAUUUACAUAUAUAUAAUAUAUAUAUAUAUAUAAUUGUUGUUUUUAUCGAGCAUAUUUAUAUUCAGUCAAAUUUGUGCUUAAUCAAUGCAAGUAGUCAUUGUGUGAUGGAAAGAGCAAAUGCAGUAAAUGUGAUUGGUUCGUUUUUAGCUCCACAUUUAAAACACGUAUUUGUGAUACAAAGUUUUAUGAAGAUGAUAGAGAAUGUUAAUAAGUAGAUUAAAGUCUUACUUUCAUUCAUAAAUUCGAGUUUCUUAUCUCCUUUUUUCUUUUUCUUUUUCCUUUUCUUAUUUCUAUAAUAUUGGACGCCAUAUUGGAACGCUAGCAUUUUCUGCAUUUCUUUCGUUCCAGUAUUAUUCUUCGUUCCAGUAUAUUAUAUAUAUAUAUAUAUAUAUAUAUAUAUAUAAUAUAAAUAUAUCGUGUUAUAUAUUCCCCGUGUAGCUAUUCCUAUCUUUAUAAAAUACGUGUGAUAAAAAAAAACUGACGCUAGUUCGUCGGCGCUCUACUUAUGCGAGAGAAAGAGAGAGAGAGAAAGAGAGAUUCUAUACGCACGUGUACGUGAAUAUGUAUGAAUGUGAACAAGAAUUUUCAACGUUUCGACGUCGUCCGUUCAAAGAUUAUUAUAGUAUAAUUUAUACUCACUAAUUUACGAAAAUUUGAACGUACGAAUCGUGCGUUUGCAAGUUACUAUGGUGCUGCAAGCUUUACGAUCGAUUAUUUUAUAUUCGUUUAUUAGCUAAUCAUAAUUAAUUCAAUGGAGGAUCUGAAUACACAGCGGCAACUAUGGUGAACAAUUUCUCUUAGGGAUGAUGGUUUUUCGGUUUUAACGUAUUUGUAGCGAAUAAAGAUCACGUAAAGAAAUAA
This is a messenger RNA of Vespula vulgaris, 5378 nucleotides long. Its product is annotated as receptor expression-enhancing protein 2-like. Lineage: Eukaryota; Metazoa; Arthropoda; Insecta; Hymenoptera; Vespidae. Gene Ontology annotation, cellular component: endoplasmic reticulum membrane; endoplasmic reticulum tubular network; cytoplasmic microtubule. Gene Ontology annotation, biological process: endoplasmic reticulum tubular network organization. Gene Ontology annotation, molecular function: microtubule binding. The record is from RefSeq and is a predicted model, not a curated record. The transcript has 9 exons. Bases 764 to 2020 code for a protein of 418 amino acids.